Scomber japonicus (chub mackerel) is the source of this 430-nucleotide messenger RNA. RefSeq names its product dispanin subfamily A member 2b-like. Gene Ontology annotation, cellular component: plasma membrane. The record is from RefSeq and is a predicted model, not a curated record. The transcript has 2 exons. Lineage: Eukaryota; Metazoa; Chordata; Actinopteri; Scombriformes; Scombridae. Bases 32 to 412 code for a protein of 126 amino acids.
CCUGCAGCACACACUCCAAACUACAUUUAAGAUGGCAGCAAUGAAUCCUGAAGGUUACCCCUGUGAGGCUGCUACUCUGCACGGCGGGAGGCAUGAUGGGUUACCCUUACAGCCCAAUCCACCAAGGAUGGUUCAGUACACCACUGUAAACAUGACCACUGAGCCCCCACAAGACUACAUCAUCUGGUCCCUGUGCAGCUUGGUCCACUUUAACCCUUUGUGCCUGGGAAUGACCGCGUUCACCUACUCUGUUAAGGCUAGAGACCGGAAGAUGAUUGGAGACCUGGAGGGUGCCAGACGCUACGGCUCCAUUGCCUGCCGCCUCAACCUCAUUUCCACCGUGCUGAUUGUCAUCGCAAUCGUUAUUUUCUUGUUUAUGUUCGAAAAGGUUCAAGCUUUCAUCAGAAAUUGAGGCUAAAUUUCAGUUCGA